This is a messenger RNA of Mytilus trossulus (common blue mussel), 1773 nucleotides long. RefSeq lists its product as uncharacterized. Bases 226 to 1443 code for a protein of 405 amino acids. The transcript has 4 exons. The record is from RefSeq and is a predicted model, not a curated record. NCBI's taxonomy places the organism in Eukaryota, Metazoa, Mollusca, Bivalvia, Mytilida, Mytilidae.
AACGACAGUAUAUAUUUGCAAUAUUAAUAGCAUGUUUUCUCGUGCGUGUCAAUUUUCUAGAGAAAAUGUGUAUUCAACAAGUAUACAAAAAAGUCAUGUAUGUACAAAGCUAAUUCGACAAAAGUGAAUGGGAUUAUGAAUUAUUACAGUUUCUUAUUAUAUUCUCAUAAUACUAGUAAUUGAAAACGGUGAAAAUGGUAUCAACGUUAGUAAAAUCAUCUUAAAAUGGAUACAACGACGACCACAACUUCAACAUCAACAAUAUCAGUAACGUCCACUGAAAAGAAUAUAACCGAUGAUGCAGCUGCCACCAACAACACAUUGCCAUCAUCAACAUUGAUAACAACAGUUCUGACGAAUGUUACUGAAACAACCUCGUCAUACCUUUCGAAUGUUACCGAUUUUACUGAAACAACAACACCAAACAAUUUAAAUGCUACCGAUUUUACUGAAAGCAUACCGAAUUCAACUGUAUCAAACUCGUCCAUUGUGUCUUCUGAAGGAUUAUCAGUUAACGAAUUAACUAAUACAACUGGAAAUCUUUCUUUAGGUAUAGUGCAAUUUAAAGCAGGCGCUAAUGACACGGAAAUUCGGGAUAUUACAUCAAAAUUACAGACAUCAACGCCAUUUACUUACACGGAACGUUCUGAUGACGUGACGAUUGUGAUAGGAAUUAUCGUCCCUUUAGUGCUUGUGGCUAUUAUGUUUGGGAUAUGUGUUUGUUAUCAAAAAUACUGGAAACCGAGAAGUUUUAAAAAGAGGAGGAAAGAAAGAGGGAAAGUCAGUUUUAAUGAUAAUCCGGUGGUAACAGGAGAUGUGAUAAAAUCUCCGAGAUACUCGGAUUCAGAGGAAUGUAAUAAGAACGUGUUUGCUGAAUUACCUGACAAACAAGAUGGUUUCGUGACGAUAGAUCUGUCUGAUAACCAUAAAGAAGAAAAUGGUGGUAUAAAUAUUAUGGUACCAUCUACUAAAGCAGAUAAUAAUAUAAGUAAUCAAAACUUAGAAAGUAUCUGCGAAAAAGACGAGUUAUAUAUGAGUGAUGAUGAACAUCAUGGUCGCAAUAGAGCUGAAAGUGUAGAAGUUAAAGAAAGUGUAGUAAAACAUUAUAAUGAUAUUGAUAAAGUUACAGAUAAUGGAUCUGUGGUAUGUUCCGAAAGUAACCUAGUUUCAGAUAGUUCGUCAAUAAAUUCAAAAAGUGAUAAAAAUGACCAACACGUCAAUGAUGAUGACAUUGAAAAAGAAUCAUCGAUAGAGCAGUUGAAUAGUAUAGGAGAAACUGAAGAACAAUCUCUGAAGAGUGAACAAAAUUGUGUUGACAUUGAAAAAGACGCGUCGAUAGAGGAGUCUAUUAGUAUAGGAGAAACUGGAGAACAACCUCCGAAAAAUGAACAAAAUGAUAAUGACUCGGAUACAAGUUUAAGUGAAGAAAACACAAAAUUUUAAGUCAGACAUAUUAAAUACAUGUGAUUUAUGAGAGAUCGCGUCAGCAGUGUUAAUUCGUGUCACACAUCACUGCAUGGUUGUUUAUCAUUGGCAUAAUAUAGGUGUUCUGUAUCAGACUAAAGAAUCCGGUUGAGCAAUUUAUUUACUAUGCAUCAUACUUAUUAUAAAUUAGUCAUAAGUAUAUGUUUAUAUAUAGAUGUAAAACAAUUAUUUUAUACAAUAGUUCCGAAAGUGAUUAUGUUCAAACAAAUCCGGUUUGCAAUGUGUUAACUCAUUCAACUUAUGUAUUAGUUUUAAGUAUAUAUACAUUAAAAUUAUUUGAUACAAUAA